Messenger RNA from Manduca sexta (tobacco hornworm), 4486 nucleotides. RefSeq names its product RING finger and transmembrane domain-containing protein 2. Gene Ontology annotation, molecular function: ubiquitin protein ligase activity. The record is from RefSeq and is a predicted model, not a curated record. The transcript has 6 exons. NCBI's taxonomy places the organism in Eukaryota, Metazoa, Arthropoda, Insecta, Lepidoptera, Sphingidae. Gene Ontology annotation, biological process: positive regulation of ERAD pathway. Bases 118 to 1527 code for a protein of 469 amino acids.
ACGCAAAUGUCACAUCUGUCAAAGUGCUGACCUUCAGCUUUCAUAAAUAUUUGUAAUGGUCUUUUUUCAUUAAAAAAUAGUGUUUUGGUUUAUUUUUUGUUUAGUAUUACGUAAAUCAUGGCUCAGCUGAACCAUGUAACGGUGGAAAUUGAGGAAGAGGAGGCCGAAGAGGUUACACCGAGGCAUAACAAUCUUCAGAGAGGUGACUCCGUAACCAGGCCUGCGGCACCUAAUAGGAAUAACCUAGGCCUUGGAGACCGACUAAACAGUGUAUUUAGAGAGAUUAGGCCACUUGUAGAACAUGCACGGAUGGGCAACAAUGCCAGGCUAUCAUUACCCACAUGGUUACCGAGAAAUCCACCGGGCACCCAUCAAAUUGUGGAGCUGGGCCUCCAGAGGCCACAGAGCUCCAUAGCCCACGUUAACCUGGGCCCUAAUGCCCAGACAUACAUUGUGACUGAUAGAGUUCCACCUCCUGUGCAAAGAACACAGUCUGCAGGCAAUGCUAUGAGUAACAGUGCCUCGAAUAACUCAAAUUUAUCAGAUCAAGAAACAGAACAUCCAGAGAUCAAUGUAUCAGUAAAUCCAGCCAAUAAUAACAAUAUAAGGGAUAAUGUUGAUAAUGAUAGCCAAAGUGAUGACGGGAGCCAGCAGGUGGUGGAUGUUAGGGCGACAUUAAAUUUCCUGAUACGUUAUGCUCCUUUCUACUUCCUUCUGUUCAUAAAGUUCAUGUAUGACUGCCGUGAGGGAAUAUUCACAUUCAUUAUACUGUUUUGUACAUUCAUACACUCCAACAGCCUUGUUAGAAGAGAACAUGGCAAGCAGAUGAAUAGGAGUAUAUUCUCGUUAUUCAGUGAACUAUUCUUCACCAUAGUGUGCAUUAUAACAGUACACUGUCUAUUUGGCCAUGGUAAGCUGUUACCUAACGUGAUAAUGUUCCCUAACUACACAGAACUUGAUAUAUCGGAGUUACUGUGGCUUGUGGUGCUCACUGAUUUGAUUGUGAAGAUUAUCACAGUGGAUAUCAAGAUACUAGUCACGAUAAUGCCGGCGUGUAUAUUGCCUUUCCAGAAACGGGGCAAAGUGUAUUUAUUUACGGAAGCUGUGUCGCAACUGUACCGCUCGUUCAUAACGAUACAGCCGUGGAUAUUCUUUCUGAUGCAAUCGUACGAGGGCUCCGAGAAGAUGGUCGGCAUGUUCCUCACAUCGGUUUACUUAAUUGCUAAGGUGGUGGAAAUUCUGGUCAGGCUUAGGCUUGUAAAGAAUGCAACCUGGACCCUGCUACAGAGUGUGAAUCUCGGCACCAAACCCACCGGCGAACAGUUGCUGUCAGCAGGUGACUCCUGCCCGAUAUGUCAUGACGAUUAUACUACACCUGUGCGGCUCGGGUGCAGUCACAUUUUCUGUGAGCUUUGCAUAUCCGCCUGGCUCGACAGGGAGCACACCUGUCCUCUAUGUCGGGCCAAAGUAGCAGACGAGCCCACCUGGAGGGAUGGCUCCACUACAUACAACUUUCAACUGCACUGACUGUAAACAUACGGUUUAAAUGGUUUUGCUAGCUAUGACUGGAAUGUAAGGAACGUGGUGGAAUGAUUGUCGAAGUAAGCUUUGUUGCGUGCAUAGUGUACUAGUUUGUUUAAUAUUGUAAGAUUAUAGUGAUAACGAAAGACUUGGAUUCGUCGGUUAAAAAUUCCAAAGUGGGUUUGUAGUAUAGCGUUUGUCAAUAAUUUAGGAUAACUUCAUCGACAAUGUAGUGUCACACUAUCGAUAUUAAAAAAGUUUACAAAAAUUUAUAUUUAAUAAAUAAAUACAAUUUCAAUUUAUUUUAUAUAAGUUCUCUUGAAGAAAUAAUGUUUAAUGUUUUAGUUUCUAGAAUAUUAUAACUUCCAUGCUACAGCAUAUAACAAGAUAGCUAUAAAAGAGGGCGUGACUCGUGAGCUAGAUCGACAGAAAGAGGCAUUUAUAGUCCGCGAUCAUCAGCAGUCCGUUAGUAUCCACGUGUGCGACUGUUGACAGUUAUAUAAAUAUUUUAUAAAAGCGUGCUGUAUUAUAACUCUAUUCUUAUGCGGCUACAAUCUGUUUACGUUAAAUAAAAAUGUUCGAAUUUGCUAGAAGACGUGUAGCUCUCUGAUUAACCGUCUGUUGCUAUAGCGUUAUUGAAGCAAUAAAUUGUUUUUUUUAGGGUUAGUGUCGGUUUAUGAGAAUUAGGAUUUCUAGUUGGACAAAAACGUAGGUAAGAUCAAGAGCACUGAAUAAAAAGUAUCGAAAUAGAUAUUAUAGGAAGCAUAUAGAGCAUCGAUGAUCCUUAAUCUGUGCAGAAUGCUAAUUAUUGAAAUGUUUAAUUGGUGACAUGCUUAUUGGCGCGUAAGUGCUAGACAUCUAUGGCUUGUUAGUGACAGGAUGAAGAGCUUGGAGAGGUGCGAAGGUCUACGUUAAUGAUAACUACAGUAUGGCCAAUCAACCGGUUCAUCUUAUACGUCGGUACAAUUUUGAAGUAUGGAGGAUGAAUUUUGCCAUGUUUAUCGAUAUUAUGUUUCGCCUACACUGUGCUAACCGUUAAAUUUAAUUGAGUAUCUAUGUCGAAAGAUAAAAUAUUGAUCGUAAUUUAUCAUUCUUUUGCAUAUAAAAAAAAGAUUUUCCAAAUUAGUUCUGAUUAGAUGCAAAUCAUUUUGUAAUGCAAAAUAACCCGUCCUAUAGAAGGUAUUGUUUUAUUUUCUUAUUCGUAAUUUCUAUAGCAAUACUUUGCGUAUAAGUUUAUGAAAAGUUAAUAAUUUUAAAUAUCGUGAAUAUUUUUUAAGGUAUAGUUGUUUGAACAUUCCUUAUAUGCAUUAUUUAAUUAAGCUAUCAUCUAUUUAAUCAUCAUUUAUCGAAUAACGGUGGUUCUUUUUAUCGAUAUAUUAUAUGUAUUUUUUACAUCUAGUAUUUAGACAUUUAUUUCCAAGAAACGCUUAAAUAAUUCACUGCAGAUUUCUUUGUAUAAUUAAGUAUAUAUUUGAAAUUGUAGGUAGGCCGGUGAAUGAAUUGAAUGUGAAUCAAUCGUAGUUGGUUGUGGAUUGCUAUUAAUAUGAAUGGACGUAAGAAAUGUUGUUAUAGCCUUUAAAUUAUAAUUGUUGUUGGUAUUUUGAAUAAUCGAUGAUAAUUCUAUCAUUCUUAAGGCUCUUAAUGUAAAGUAACAAGUUUCUAAACGAAAUAACUUUGUCUAAUAUUUUAAAUACUGUCUCUUUCUGUACAAAAUAAAUAAACUGAAAAAAAAAUAACAUUAUAGCGAUUAGGUAAGACAAUGAUUAUAAUAUUUAUAAGUAAGGUGGUGAAAACACAAAUUAUUUAUUAAUGGUGUGAUUUCUCUGCACUUUGCCUGCAUCUCAGUGCUAAAAUUAUGGUAAAGAUGAUUAAAAAUUACUUUUAUUGUGGCAAAUAUUUAUUAAUUACUUAUAAUGGAUUUCAAGUAGUAGUACAUGAAAAAAAAAACAAUAAGAACCAGACAAACUAGAAACUAAUUACUAAAUUUUUGUAAGUAAAUUUGACUAUAAAAUUGUAAAAAAAAUGUAUAAAAUUGGCUUAAAAUAUUAAUAAAUCAUAAAACUAUCUACAAUAACAUUUACCUUUCCAAAUAUAAUACGGCCUAGGUAGGAAUAAUGCGGUGUAACUAUGUUAUAUGUUAUAUUGUAAAUAUGUUAAUUAAAACAUGUACAUAAUAGACUACAUUGCAUCUUAUUUUCCAAUAAAAUAUGAACGUUGUUUCUCAGCUAUACUCUUCUCGUUCAGUGAUGCUUUUAUCAGAUUUAUGUGUGCGAUUGUCGAGUCUAUUUUUCAUUAUUUUUUUGUCAUAGUCAAGACGUGUGUCGCGUUCCUGGAUCAGUCUGUGUUUUGGUGUCGACCAGGCCUGUAUAAUUGUGUUGACUGGCGAGGCAUUGUCUCUCGCUAGUCAACAGCCUAUGUGGAUCCUACUUUAAGAACUACAGGUACGGUAGGGUAUGAAAACAUUCGAUUGAUUAUAAAAAUACAUCAAUAUUUCCAUUAAAACCUGUAAUUCUAUUACAUAUUAACAGGUAUCAUUUAACGCAUUAGGUUUCUUGAAUCAGAUGUUAAGCAUAAAGCUAUUUAUAUGUUUCUUAUAAAGGCUCAAAUAAUUUAGAGAUAUCACGAUAUUCUUAUAUGUUGUAAAAAGUACAAUACGAUAAAAAGAAAUAAAAAAGAAUUGUAGUGCUGUUAACUGUAAAAUGUCUAUCCCGAAUUUUGUGCUUCUAAUAUAAGAAUAUUUUUUAAGCCAAAUAUUAACUAUAUGUAAGUGGAUAAUAUACUUUAAGAGUGUUCUAAGAAUAAUGUGAUAAAGCUGUUUCUUUUUAUUAAAAAAUGUAUCAAAAGACUAUUCUGUUAUUAUAUUUCAUUUAUGCGAAUAAUUAAUGCGUUUUAUGAAUAUUAUCCGAUAUGUUGUUAUUGCACGUUAGAAAAUAUGCAAAUGUUUAAUAAAUUAUUAUUCCUCAUU